Molecule: messenger RNA, 1198 nt
Organism: Papilio polytes (common Mormon)
Lineage: Eukaryota; Metazoa; Arthropoda; Insecta; Lepidoptera; Papilionidae
Exons: 1
Coding region: 266-1171 (301 amino acids)
Molecular function (GO): calcium ion binding
Source: RefSeq, a predicted model, not a curated record
UCUUUGUACGAUAUAUUUAUUUACUUUGAAUAUCAAUGUUUAAUUUUAUAGACGAUGUACGCGAGGAGCUUUUAAAAGAGUUUAUUAAUAUUCUUGAUAGUAUUUCUUUAAGAAGUCACCAUCUUUAUGAUAAAAUAACUGAAAACUUAACUAUAGCUUUAAGGUCACACUUAAGAAAGCCAAGAUGUGGAGACAAAUUUUUAGUAUAAAUUGAGUAACUACGUGAAAAUCUAUCCAAUUAAACUAAAUUACAAGUGAUAUAAUAAUGGAAAACGAUGCAACUGAGAAUGAAACUGUUGAAAAAGUAAAAUCAGAAAUAGCACCAACAGAAAAAGAUAAUGUAGAACAGCCAGAAAACGUAGAACCACCAGAAAACGUCGAACAACCAGAAAAUGUAGAGCAAACAGAAAAUGUUGAUCAACCAGAAAACGUACCACAGGAUGCACCAACUGAUGAGAAUCAAGCAAUAGAAGGUGAAGAAAAGAAGGAAGAAAAAAAGGAAGAGAAAGUAGAAGUCAUUGAAGAUUUUAUAGAGGAAGAGGAGCAAUUCGUAGAAGAACCACCACCGGACCCAGCGGAGCCAUACAAUUUUACAGAUUCUUCAGAAGCUCUCAAACCACCCUUUGCUCUUCGAAAUGACCAGUUAGCAGAAGUAGAACAACUUUGGGCUAUUUAUCAAGAUUAUAAUCCAGCUUACACUGAUAUAGACAAUUAUAUUACUGAAAAAGAAUUGAUAUACAUGUUAAAAUCGUUGCUCCUCAUGACUUACACACCUGAACAAUUGCAAGAAUUAAUAGCAUUUUGUGUUAGGCCCCCAGACCCAGACGGUCAUAUCACUUUCGAUCAAUUUGUCAAAAUGGUAACAAUAAGGCAAAGAGCUAUUCCAAUUGAAGAAGAAUUAAGAUUAGCUUUACAAUCUCUCGAUCCGAAUAAUACUGGUCUGGUUGAUAGAGAAUUUUUCAAGGAAUUGCUUUCUAAACAAGGUCAUAAAUUACCACCCAAAAUGUUGGAAAAUCUUAUAAAAGAGGUUGACCUAAGCAAUGAUGGUACCAUUGGCAUUGAAGAUGUGGUUGGAACAUUAGGUAUUGAUUUAAAUAAAGAUGAUAUUGCAAUGUUGAGGGCAGCAGUAUUCCCUGAUGAAAAUCCACCUAAGAUGGAAGAAGAAUUUUAAUCUAGUUAUUUGUAAAUUGCUAAUAUA